AUGGACAGCCCAAAGACUCCCCGCAGUCCAAAAGUUCUCUCCCAUCAUAACUCGAUGAAAAGUUUGCGGUCGGUGCGCAGCCAGAAGAGCAUGCGCUCGCUCAAAAGUCAAAAAAGUACGCAGAGCAUUCGGAUAUUCAACCAUCACCAUGACACGUAUCAGACCUGCUUUGGAUUCAUGCAUGUUAAGGUGAGCUGUGACCAUUGAACUUCUAAUGUACACUUGUUUUUCAGAUUGCAACCUGCUCAAUUGGCUUCUUUGCCCUUCUGGGAGUUUGUUUGUCCUUGAUGUACUGUGUUUUCACGUCACAAGAGGUAAUUUUCAACAUUAAAGCAUACCCUUUCAUCGAGUUUUUAUUCAGCAAAGACGUCCGAACAUGAAACUCUACGCAAUUCCGAUGAUAAUAGUCAUCAUAGCCCUACUUUACAUGUUCGUGGGCAUUUUGCAGCAGAAAGCACAUUUACUGUUUGCAUUUAUUGCAUUGCAGGUGAUUCUUAAACCUAUUCCAGUUCAGAGAUCACAAAUGAGCAUUGCAGAUUUCCAUUGUGUUCGGAAUCGCUAUCCUUAUCGUCAUUAUUCUGAUAUCCGUGGCAUGCAACACAACAUUCAUCCUUCGAUUUUUUGUGGACACCUCGCUCUCUCAAUCGGAAUACAGUGAGUGAAUGCAUUUCUAUCAAAAGAAAGUGAGAAACAGAAUAAUUUCAGCUAAAACAGCACUCACAGCCCUGGUCGGAUUGUCCUUCCAAUUAGGAAUACACAUUUGGGCUCUGCGAGCAGUUUGCGGUUGCUAUCGCUACUUCACAGACAUCCACAAGUUUGACGUGCGACAAGCCCAAGCAAACUAUGUCUGA
This is a messenger RNA of Caenorhabditis sp. 36 PRJEB53466, 851 nucleotides long. Lineage: Eukaryota; Metazoa; Nematoda; Chromadorea; Rhabditida; Rhabditidae. The record is from the annotation of a GenBank genome assembly.